Messenger RNA from Paramecium pentaurelia, 2700 nucleotides. NCBI's taxonomy places the organism in Eukaryota, Ciliophora, Oligohymenophorea, Peniculida, Parameciidae. The record is from the annotation of a GenBank genome assembly.
AUGAAUGAAAUAAAAUAAAAUGAAUAUUUAUAAAAAAGUAGAAAAGAGAAAGAGUGGUUGAAUAGAAAAUAAUUAAAAUAUUUAAGAGAUAUAACUGUUACAAGUGAUGAUUCUGGGGAUGAGUUAGAAAAAAAAAAAGAAUUCAAAAUUUUAUUAAAAUAAAGAAGAAAAUUUUAAUGGGAAUAAAGAAGCUUAAAUUUUAUGAAUUCAAAGCACUCUAGAUUAUAUUCGAAAACAUGUGCAAUGAAAUUUCAUCAUUAUCUAAUUUUAUUAAAUUCUUAAAUAAGAAAGCUCAAAAAGCAUUUAGCUCCUUAACGUCCAUAUACUAUGACACCUGAUGGUUCUAUAAAAUUAAUAUGGGAUUUAAUUUGUUUAGGAUUUGUUAUUUAUGAAAUGAUAGGCAUACCCUUUUAAAUAAGUUUUGAAAUAGAAAUCAGUAAUGAGAUUUAAAAUUUAUCACUGGGAGUAUUUAUUUUUGAUAUAUUAUUGAAUUUCAAUACUGGAGUCUACAUUGAUGGUGCUUUAUAGAUGGAUAGAAGAUAUAUAUUUAAAAAUUACUUAUAAUUUUGGUUUUGGAUUGAUAUGAUUUCAACAUUCCCAUAUGAAAUUAUUAUUGAUGAGUCAUAAUAACUUAUAUAAAGCGCUAAAUUAUUAAGACUAUUUAAAUUUUUGAAAUUUGUUAGAGUUUUAAAAUUACUCAGAUUAGCAAAACUUAAAAAAAUAAUAGAUAAAAUUGAUGAAUACAUAUAAACUUCUCGGAUUAUUGGAGUGAUCAUAACUUUUAUAAAAUUAUUUGUAUUUGUACUAUUUUUUGCUCAUGUUUUAGGCUGUAUAUUUCAUUAUACUGCAAUUUAAGAAGAAUAUUCUUGGUUAGGGGAUUAAGAAGAAGAAUAUGAUUGGUAAACUAGAUAUAUAAAUUCACUUUAUUGGGGAGUUGCAACAAUGACAACAGUUGGAUAUGGAGAUAUCAGUCCAUAAACUCCAGUUGAAAGAUUAUUGGGAAUAUUUCUAUUGUUAGUAGCUUGUGGAGGGUUUGCAUUUACAAUGAAUUCAAUUGGAUUUGCUUUAUCGUCAUUAGAAGAAAAAUCAAAUAUUAGAAAAUAAAAAGUAAGUCUACUCAAUAAAUACAUGAAAAAAGCAAAUAUUCCAGAUGUUUUGUAAAAUAAAGUUAGAAAAUACUUAGAAUUUGUUUGGGAUAGUCAUUAAAUCCUAUUAAAAGAUAUUACAAAAUUAUUAUCUGAUGAGUUAGGAAAAGAUAUCUAAGAAUUGGUAAAUGGAAAACUAUUUGGACAUGCAGAUAUUAUAUGGCAUUUACAUACAAAGAGAUUUCUUAUUUAAGCAAUAAUUCCAAUUUUAGAAGAUAAACUAUUUUUUCCAGAAGAAAUAAUAUUUCUUGAAAUUCCUUCAAUCACUAAUGAUUUAUAUUUAAUACAAAAAGGGAGUGUGGAUAUAUAUUUCAUGAAAACAAACAUUGUAAUUGAUAAUAAAAUAAAAAAUGAUUAUUUUGGAGAAAUCAGUUUUUAUUCUAAUUAAUUAAGAUCAGCUAGUGCAAUAAGCAGAACAUUUUCUCAUAUUUUUGUAUUAAAUUAAUAGAAAUUCUUAGAGAUUGCUAAAUCUUAUCCAAAAGAUCUACAAUAGUACUUUAAAGUAAGAAAUGCAAUAAUAUUUGAAUCAGAUUAUAGUUAUUUACAAAUUAGAUGCUAUGUUUGCUAAAUGGAUGAUCAUUUGGCUAAAGAAUGUCCAGUAUUACAUUUUUAAGUGUAAAUUCUUUUAAUUAUAUAGUAAUGCCCCUCAUUUUCUUUCUUUUUUGCAUCAAUAUCGUAAAAUAGAAGAAACUGUAUAUAUAAGAAAAGAUAGAAGGGAUUUUAAUGCAAGAUUUUCAGCUUAUUAAGUAUAAUAAACUUAGAAACGAUUCAUUAAAAUUAAUAAUAAAAGAAUUUCAUUUCUUGGUUCAAAAGGAAUUGUUGAUACAAUUUUUAAUAAUUAUUAUAAUAUUGAAGACGAUAAUAAUUCAAUAGAAGAUGAUACUCCUUCAAGAAUAAUAACAUCUUUAUAAGUUUCAAUAUUUAAUAAUAAAAAUAAAAAAAAGUUUGAUUAAAUAGAAUUUAAUUAUGAAGAGUCUUCACACCAUUCCAAAAAAAAAGUGGGUUAAUUAACUUAAAGAAUAAUAAUAGAAGAUUAAUACAUCGAUUAAAUAGCUACUAAUAGGUUUCAUGAUCUUUUGGAAUAAAUAAAUACAUUGAAAUACAAAAAAUAAAUAUUUUAACAAAUUAAUUUUUCAGAAAUACCUAAUUUUGAUAAAGUUUCUAGUUUUCAUAAUUUUUGUUAAAGAUAUAAUAUUGAAUGUGUUUUAGAAAGAUAUCAUAAAAUAUAAAAAAGAGGAUCAAUAUCUUAAAUUCCACCAAAAUAUAGUUCAUUUGGUGUUGAGGAAUUUUAAUCAUAUUUAUAAUAUUAUUGUUUUUACUUGAAAUAAGAUGACUUGAAAAGAUACUUUACAAAAUCUCAAUUAAAGAAGAAGGAAAUGAUAUUUGAAUUUGAAAAUACAAGAGUCUUCAAUUUAACAAGGGUAGAAAAGAAAAGAAAUUAAUUCAUAACUAAAAAUUCGAAAGUAAAAUAUUAACAUUAUCUUAGUUUAGAAGUGUUGUAACUAAAAUUCAAAGUUUAAAUUCAUUAAAAAGUAACUCUCGCAUAAGUUUUUGA